GUGAGAUGACAUCAGGGCUCCUUAUGAAGGAGGGGCAGGCUCUCCCUCACUUCUGGAGACACCACUUGUUGGCACAGCCAAAGGCAGCAGCAGUCUCUUCCCAUGGAUCCGCUGCAUGUGGCCCCCUCAGGCCCUCGGAAGAAGAGACCCAGGCAGCUGGGCACCUCAAUGGCCUCCCCUUCUUAUGACAUCAAGUUUGGAGAUUUGGUCCUCUUCAUUUUGGAGAAGAAAAUGGGAACCACCCGCAGAACCUUCCUCAUGGAGCUGGCUCGAAGGAAAGGAUUCAGGGUUGAAAAUGAGCUCAGUGAUUCUGUCACCCACAUUGUGGCAGAAAACAACUCUGGUUCAGAGGUUCUUGACUGGCUUCAGGUACAGAACAUAAGAGCCAGCUCACAGCUAGAACUCCUCGACGUCUCCUGGCUGAUAGAAAGUAUGGGAGCAGGAAAACCGGUGGAGAUUACAGGAAAACACCAGCUUGUUGUGAGAACAGACUAUUCAGCUACUCCCAACCCGGGCUUCCAGAAGACUCCACCACUUGCUGUAAAAAAGAUCUCUCAGUACGCGUGUCAGAGAAGAACCACUUUAAACAACUGGAACCACAUAUUCACGGAUGCCUUUGAGGUAUUGGCUGAAAAUUAUGAGUUUAAAGAAAAUGAAUUCUCUUGUCUGGAAUUUACGAGAGCAGCUUCUGUACUUAAAUCUCUGCCAUUCACAAUCAUCAGUAUGAGGGACACAGAAGGAAUUCCCUGCCUGGGGGACAGAGUGAAGUGUGUCAUAGAGGAAAUUAUUGAAGAUGGAGAAAGUUCUGAAGUUAAAGCUGUGUUAAACGAUGAACGAUAUCAGUCCUUCAAACUCUUUACUUCUGUAUUUGGAGUGGGAUUGAAGACAUCUGAGAAAUGGUUCAGGAUGGGGUUCAGAUCUCUGAGUAAAAUAAGGUCGGACAAAACCUUGAAAUUCACAAGAAUGCAGAAAGCAGGAUUCCUCUAUUAUGAAGACCUUGUCAGCUGUGUGACCAGGGCCGAAGCAGAGGCAGUCGGUGUGCUGGUUAAAGAGGCCGUCUGGGCAUUUAUGCCUGAUGCCUUCGUCACCAUGACGGGAGGAUUCCGGAGGCGUAAGAAGACUGGGCAUGAUGUAGAUUUUUUAAUUACCAGCCCAGGAUCAACAGAGGAUGAAGAGCAACAACUUUUGCCGAAAGUGAUAAACUUAUGGGAAAGAAAGGGAUUACUUUUAUACUGUGACCUUGUGGAGUCGACAUUUGAAAAGUUCAAGGUGCCAAGCAGGCAAGUGGAUGCUUUAGAUCAUUUUCAAAAAUGCUUUCUGAUUUUAAAGUUGCACCAUCAGAGAGUGGACAGUGACAAGUCCAUCCAACAGGAAGCAAAGACCUGGAAGGCCAUCCGUGUGGACCUGGUCAUGUGCCCCUACGAGCAAUAUGCCUUUGCCCUGCUGGGCUGGACUGGCUCCCGGCAGUUUGAGAGAGACCUCCGGCGCUAUGCUACACACGACCGGAAGAUGAUGCUGGAUAACCACGCUCUAUAUGACAAGACCAAGAGGAUGUUUCUCAAAGCAGAAAGUGAAGAAGAAAUCUUUGCACAUCUGGGAUUGGAUUACAUCGAACCGUGGGAAAGAAAUGCUUAGGAAAAAGUGGUCGACUUCUUUUCUGUUUUGUUUCUUUUUUUCAGGUUAGAUAAAUUAUGCUUCAUAUUAUAAUGAAAGAUGCCUUAGGAAAGUUUGGGAUUCUUUAUGUCUUACUGAAAUGCAGAUUGCUUCUAGAAAUAAAUAGUUUGGGAAACAUGAUCAUGCCCCACCUGGUAAUGGGUUAUGCUCUAAUAGGCCAUUUGUGGGACUGUUACUUAGAAUUCACAAUGCAUUUGCCACAAAAGCAGUGUUGUAAUUGGUGGCUUGUUCUCAGGAAAGCUCAUCAAAGCCCACUUUGCCCACAAUGUAGCUGAAAUUCUGUAUAUUUCCAAUAAAAAUAGGAGAAAACAA
This is a messenger RNA of Delphinapterus leucas (beluga whale), 1986 nucleotides long. RefSeq names its product DNA nucleotidylexotransferase (gene DNTT). Lineage: Eukaryota; Metazoa; Chordata; Mammalia; Artiodactyla; Monodontidae. Gene Ontology annotation, biological process: double-strand break repair via nonhomologous end joining. The record is from RefSeq and is a predicted model, not a curated record. Gene Ontology annotation, molecular function: DNA nucleotidylexotransferase activity; DNA-directed DNA polymerase activity; DNA binding. Gene Ontology annotation, cellular component: nucleus.